Triplophysa rosa is the source of this 2354-nucleotide messenger RNA. It is a transcript of the gene mettl21cb, whose product is annotated as methyltransferase 21C, AARS1 lysine b. The record is from RefSeq and is a predicted model, not a curated record. Gene Ontology annotation, cellular component: cytosol; cytoplasm. NCBI's taxonomy places the organism in Eukaryota, Metazoa, Chordata, Actinopteri, Cypriniformes, Nemacheilidae. The transcript has 5 exons. Gene Ontology annotation, biological process: peptidyl-lysine methylation. Gene Ontology annotation, molecular function: protein-lysine N-methyltransferase activity. The coding region runs from base 175 to 972 and encodes 265 amino acids.
CAUGCUUGUGGGUGCAACUUUGCAUCAAAUAAAAGAAUGCAUGAUGAGUGAGACAAACGAAGAAGAUAAUAUUUACACAAAUAAAUAGACAAUAAGUCUAUUGAUAAAUUGAACUGCCGUGGGAAGUUUACUUAUCACAAUUAAUUUUAAGCAUGCACUUUUGAAACUUUCAACAUGACAGCUGAGAUUUCAGGACUUCAUAUCAUGAUGGAGAUGGAAGAAGAAAAAUGCACAGAAAAUGCAGUGAAAAAUGAAAGUGUGAAGCAGCCAGGGUCUGUCAAACCACCACCAAACAUCAUAGAGGAAGAUAGUAAACACAUGGAGAGAGAGGCACUAAACAGGAGGAAUGAUUGGGAGCCCAGCGCUUUCUAUUCCCUUGGGAAAGAAACCUUUUUCUUCACUGGGCAGGAGAUCAGCAUCCGGGAAUCCCUCGACUCUUAUGGUGCCGUCAUCUGGCCGGGCGCUGUGGCUCUUUGCCAGUAUUUGGAGAAGAACCGGGAACAGAUUGAUCUGAUGGAUAAAGCAGUACUUGAACUUGGAGCAGGAACAGGCUUGGUGUCUAUUGUGACAAGUUUACUGGGUGCCUGGGUCACAGCUACUGAUCUCCCUGACGUCCUGAACAACCUGAACUUCAACCUUUCUCGAAACACCCGGGGCCGUUGCAGGUACACACCUCAGGUGGCUGCUCUGACCUGGGGUCAGGAUGUGUUGCGUCACUUUCCAAGCACUGUGUACCGUUACGACUACGUGCUGUGUGCAGACGUGGUCUAUCACCAUGACUUUCUGGAAGAUCUACUUAUCACUAUGAAGCACUUCUGCAAGCCAGGCACCACCCUAUUGUGGGCGAAUAAGGUAAGAUUCCAGUCAGACCUGUGCUUCACUGAAAACUUCAAAAAUGCUUUUAACACCACAUUGCUGUUAGAGAUCCCACAUGAGGAGGUAAGGAUCUACCAGGCUACAGCAAAGAAGUGAACAAAACAAGAAAGAAGAGACAAAACUGUGUACUGUUGGGCCCAUAUACAGUGGCUUGCAAAAGUGUUCAACCCUCUUCAUUUUAUUCACAUUUUGUUAUACUGCUGCCUUAUCUUAAACUACUAUAAAUGAUUAUUUUUUACAUUAAUCUACACUCCAUGCACCAUGCAGCUUUGCAAAUUUAUUAAAAAUACAAAACAAAAAUAAGUACAUUGCAUAAGUAUUCACACCCUUAACUCAGAAAAUGGUUAAAGCGCCUUUACAGACUCAAAUCUUUUUGGGUAUGAUGUGAAAAGCUUUACACAUCUGCAUUUGGCAAUUUUCUGUCAUUCUUCUCCUCAGAUCCUCUCAAACUCUGUCAGGUUGGAUGGAGAUCAUCAGUAGACAGACAUUUUCAGGUUUCUACAGAGAUGUUCAGUUGGGUUCAAGCACUAGCUGGGCCACUCAAGGACAUAGACAGAGUUGUCCAUAAGCCACUCUUGCAUUGUUUUAGUUGUGUGCUUAGGAUCAUUGUCAUGUUGGAGAAUGAACCUUCUGCCCUGUCCGAGGUUCUGAAUGUUCUGGGCUAGGUUUUCAUGAUCAUUAUCUCCGUAUUUUGUGUACAGUCCCUGAAGCUGAAAAACACCCCCACAUCAUGAUGCUGUUUCCACUACACUUUACUGUUGAGACGGUAUUGUACAGGUGUUGAGCAGUGCUUGUUUUUCUCCAGACAUGAUGCAUGAAUCUGAGAUUCAUCAGACCAGAAUAUCUUGUUUCUGACAGUUUGAAAGAUUCGUUGAAGUACGUUUUUGCAUAUUUCAAGUUUCCAUGUGUCUUCACUGAGCAAAGGUUUGAGUCUGGCCACUAAGCCAUAAAGCCCAGAUUGGUGGAGUGUUGCAGUGAUGUUUGUCCUUCUGUAAGUUUCUCCCAUCUCCAUAUAUGAUCAUGGAGCUCAACCAGAGUAAUCAUCAGCUUCUUGGUCACCGCUCUAACCAAGACCCUUCCUCAUCGAUGGCUCAGUUUGGACAGGAGGUCAGCUCAAGUAAGAGAUCUGGUGGUUCCAAACCUCUUUCAUUGAGGAUAAAUGGAGGCUACAUGCUUCUGUGAACCUUCAAUACAGCAGAUUUUUUUCAGAAGUCUUCCCCAGAUCUGUGCCUUGAUACAAUCCUGUCUCAAAGCUCUACUGGCAGUUCUUUUGACCUCAUGUCUUGGUUUUUACUUUGAUAUGCAUUUUCAGCUGUUGCACCCUUUAUAGAGAGGUAUGUGCCGCUCCAAAUCAUACUUAUUCAAUUGAAUUUGGCACAGGUUAACUCCACUCGAAGUGUAGAAACAUCAACAAGCAAAACUAAUGCUUCUGAGCUAAAUUUCAAGUGUCCCAGAAAAGGGUGUGAAUACUUAUGCAA